AUGGCGAGCCACCCUGGGAGGAAGUUGAGUGUGACCGAAAACCUCUUUGCUAGCGGCGCAGCGGUGGUUGGUGCUACCAUACUGACACACCCAAUCGACGUGGUCAAAGUUCAGCUUCAGAUGGCAGAGAAAAGUUGUGCCAAAGCUGACUCAUUCAGCGCAACGCGUUUUGUGAGUUUCUGGGCGAAAUUCCAGCACCGACAAGGUGUGGGCGCCUUGUUUUCUGGACUUCAAGCUGCUUCGCUCCGUGCUGCCACCUAUGGCUCUGUGCGCAUCGGCCUUUGCGAGCCUUUACAAGAGAAAGCAGGGCGCUCCGGUGGCGCACUGCUGGCUGGCGUCUUGGCCACGGUGGUCGGGAAUCCUUUCGAGGUCUUGAAGGUGCGGCUCCAAGCGGAGCCAGGCCGAGGAGAGCUGCAAGUUCUUCGAGACAUGUUGAAGACUGAGGGCUGCCUGGUUUUGGCCAGUGGCUUUGGCUGGGCUGCCACCCGCUCGUCCUUGCUCACCCUUAGCCAGGUUGUGCCCUAUGCACAUGCCAAGACGGCGCUACAGCAAUGGUGUGGAUUUUCAGAAGGAGGUGCUCUCCAUGUUGCCGCAAGCUUGAUGGCAGGAUUAGUGACUACAACUGUCACUGCACCCGUGGAUGUUUUGAAGACGAAGGCAAUGAGUUCAGCCGAAUCGGAUGUAUCAGCAAUGCUUCGAGCACAUGGCCCUUUUGUCUUCUUCAAGGGUUGGCUAGCCAACUACGUCCGCCUGGGUCCACAAACCCUUUUCAUUUUUGUCUUUUACGAGCAAGCUCGACAUUUAGUGGAGUGCCGGAUGCAGUUCCGCAUGAGAUUCGAUGACAAUGCUAUGGCCCUUCCUGAGGGAAACCGACACAAGUGA
This is a messenger RNA of Durusdinium trenchii, 882 nucleotides long. NCBI's taxonomy places the organism in Eukaryota, Dinophyceae, Suessiales, Symbiodiniaceae. The record is from the annotation of a GenBank genome assembly.